Messenger RNA from Marmota flaviventris (yellow-bellied marmot), 947 nucleotides. Lineage: Eukaryota; Metazoa; Chordata; Mammalia; Rodentia; Sciuridae. The record is from RefSeq and is a predicted model, not a curated record.
AGUGUGGUAGCCCCUUUCUGCGGCGCCAGAGCAGGAUCGUGGGUGGAACCAACGCCAACCUGGGCGACUGGCCCUGGCAGGUCAGCCUGCACGUCCAAGACAUCCACGUCUGCGGAGGCUCCAUCAUCACCCCUGAGUGGAUUGUGACCGCUGCCCACUGUGUGGAGGAGCCUCUCAACAGCCCGCGGUACUGGACGGCAUUCGCAGGCCUUCUGAGACAGUCCUCCAUGCUCUAUGGAAGUGGACACCGGGUCGAGAAAGUGAUCUCUCACCCCAAUUAUGACUCCAAGACCAAGAACAACGAUGUUGCGCUUAUGAAGUUGCAGACACCGCUGACGUUCAAUGACAGGGUGAAGCCCGUGUGCCUGCCCAAUCCUGGCAUGAUGCUGGAGGCACAACAGCCGUGCUGGAUUUCUGGGUGGGGGGCCACCUAUGAGAAAGGGAAGACCUCGGACGUGCUGAACGCUGCGCUGGUGCACCUCAUUGAGCACUCACACUGCAACAGCAAAUAUGUCUACAAUAACCUCAUCACUCCGGCCAUGAUCUGUGCCGGGUACCUGCAGGGCAACAUCGACUCCUGCCAGGGGGACAGUGGAGGGCCGCUGGUCACUUUGAAGAAUGAAGUCUGGUGGUUGAUUGGGGACACGAGCUGGGGAUCUGGGUGUGCCAAGCCUAACAGGCCCGGAGUGUACGGAAACAUGACGGUGUUCACAGACUGGAUCUACCGACAGAUGAGGGUAACUUCCUGUCCUUCCCACUGGGUUUCCGUCUCCUUGAGAGGAGGCCAGCUUCUGCUGCGAGAAGCUGGUUGGCCACCAAGAACUGCAAGUCCCUGCAAGAUUGGGCAGAGCCUGCCAAGGGACCUGGCCAUGGGCAAUGACUCUAGCAGCCACCAGAGGGCGGCAGCCACCAGAGGACGGCAGCCACUGCGAACGCAUCAGCCUUAG